This is a messenger RNA of Lethenteron reissneri (Far Eastern brook lamprey), 7064 nucleotides long. RefSeq names its product ALK tyrosine kinase receptor-like. Gene Ontology annotation, molecular function: transmembrane receptor protein tyrosine kinase activity; ATP binding. Gene Ontology annotation, cellular component: plasma membrane; signaling receptor complex. NCBI's taxonomy places the organism in Eukaryota, Metazoa, Chordata, Hyperoartia, Petromyzontiformes, Petromyzontidae. Gene Ontology annotation, biological process: positive regulation of kinase activity; regulation of neuron differentiation; protein phosphorylation. The record is from RefSeq and is a predicted model, not a curated record.
CUUUGCACUCGAGGGAAGCCCCGCUGCAAUGCGUUGCCCGUGAAUGCAGGGAGGGGAACCUCUCCGAAGCCACCCGUCCUCCCUCGCCAUCCCGUCGCGCGCGCCCGAGAGAGAGAGAGGAGGGAGAGAGAGCGAGCGCUCAUUUCUCGCAUUGCCUCCUGCCGCUGUCACAGCGGCCAGCAGCAUGGGCGAGGAGCUCUCGGCACCUCGUCGUCUGCCGCCCCUGCAGAUGAAGAUCAUGCCGACGACGGCGACGACGAAGAACAAGAAGGUGACGACGGUGGUGACGAUGAGCGUGCAGCUGCUACUGCUGCUCCUGCUGCUGCCGCCACCGCCCUCGGACGCGCUCUCUGCGAGUCGCUCCACGCCCCCGGGCUGGGAGAGCGGCUACGUGUUCUCCCCGCCCGCGGGGCUGGUGCGCAGGCUGGCGGGCAGCGGCGACGCGCCGGGUGACACGGCCCGUGCCGAGCUGCUGCUGCAGGAGCCCUGCAGCCCGCCGGCUCCCGCGCCGGGCGACGCGGCGGCUGCAGCGGCGGGGUCUGCCGCACGGACCGGCUCGUCAUCAGCCUCAUCCUCAUCGGGGACGCUCCCAGCGGUGUCCGAGCGCACGGUGCUGCGCGGGUACCCGCUGCCUCCCCCGAUAUGGUUCCGCGGCCGCAUCGGCAGGGUGGUCACUCUGACGGUGCCGAGCGACGCGCUGAAGAGGUGCGCGGCGGGGAACGCGACUUCUGCGGCCGGACGAGGAGCCGCAGGGGGGGCCGAAGGGGCACCGGGAGCUACAGCAGGAACGGGGCCCCUGGACGUGACCGCCCAGCUCAUGGAGGCCGUGCGGGGCAUGGACCCCCGUGUCCGUCUCACGCUGCGUCUGAGGCCGCGGCCCGCGUGGAGGCACGUGCACACGCAGCCGCUGCUCGUCAUCACCACCACCACGGAGAACAACUCUAAGCUACAGGAUACAACCGGCACGCGCAAUAAAGCCUGGGUGCCCUCCGGAGAGAUGUGGGCACAAGGGGGCCACGACUGCGACUUUGACUCGGGCGGGUGCGUAUGGUCUCUCCGCGGAGACAGCGGCGUCUCGUGGAAGGUGGUGUCUCCACGGGGGGUGCCCCCCGCACGCCGGGUGCUGCUGCCCCCGCGAGAUUUCACCCAGGGCCGUCCGCAAGGCCGCUUCCUGCUGAUGGACUUCACCCGGGCGUCAUUACCCAAUGCGUCCGUCCUGCUGCUCAGCCCCGAGUUAAACCUCGGUGCGGCCUCCGAGUCCACCUCGGUGGGCCACCCUCAGGCUGCUGCAGGAGCUCUGCCUGGAACUGCGGGAGGUCCUGUUGGUGCUGCAGCAGACCAUCCUCCUGCUGCUGCUGCUGCUGCGGCGAGAGGCAACACUGCUGCAGCGAGCGUGGGCGAUGAAGGCGGCGGUGGAUGCCUACUGCUGCAGUUUGCCGCGCGCCUCACUUGCAGCCACAGCCAUUGUGGUCAACUCACCAUGUCCGUGCGGCAGCCCGCGCGUGAAGUCCAGGGAGGUGGCGAGGAAGAGGAGGAAGAGGAGGAGGAGGAAAAGGAGGAAGAUGACAACGACGAUGACGACGACGACGAUGACGACGAUGACGAAAAUGACAGCGGGGUUAGGAAAGAGGAUCGGCGGCGGACGGACGAGCAGAAGGAGUUUAAGGAGGGGGAGGCCCAGUCCGUGCCCGUGCACAUGUCGUCACACAGCUCCGGUUGGACGUUGGUGCGCGGUGUGGUGGGGCGCCCAAGAGGUCCCUUUCACAUCGGCCUGCAAUGCACUUGGGGCCCGAGGGAGCAGCAACAAGGGACCCCGCGGAGGCCUGAGGAUGGGCAGCUGCUGCCCACGGCGCAGACGCCACUGCUCAGGGAACGCAGUUCAGCACUCGUGGCCCUUGAUGGCAUCACCUUGCGGUGGUGCCCGCAGCCAGGGUCCUGCUCGCUGGAAGAGAGCAGUUGCAGUGCGCCGACUGCCCCGAGUAAAAGCGACGGGACUCGGGAGCAGGAGGUCGCAAAGAUGGCUGCACCAGUGAGACCGCAAGCACAGAAGAGUCGUCGAUCGGUGGACAUGGAUUUUCAGGACUCGAAGCUUGAUGGCCUCGACUUGGAGCUGGAGCUGAACUCCACUCAGAUCAAGGACAACACGCUCCAGUGGAUGUUCAAAACAUGCGGCGCGAGUGGGCCGCUGGGGCCCACGCAGGUGCAGUGCGACAACGCGUACCGCAACACGAACAUAACGGUGGAGGUGCCGCGCUCGGGGUCCUUCCGCGGCGUGCAAAUUUGGCGCGUCCCGUUCACCAAACACUAUCAGAUUUCGGCGUACGGUGCAGCUGGAGGGAAAGGCGCCAGAAACAACAAACAGCGUGCGCACGGCGUUUACAUCUCGGCCAACUUCAUCCUGCACAAGGACGAGAUCCUCUACAUGCUGGUGGGACAGCAGGGAGGCGACGCGUGCCCUUCGAUUGACCACCAUGUGGACCAGGUUUGCCGGGGAGAGUCCACCGUUAUAGAAGACGAGAAAAGGAGAGAGGGCAAAGUAUCGAAGUGGGCGGGAGGAGGCGGGGGUGGCGGCGGGGGCACGUUCGUGUUCAAGAUGCAGGAUGGGGUAUGGAUACCCCUGUUGGUGGCGGCAGGGGGCGGAGGCCAAGCCUACAGGGAGGAGGGCCGCCCGGACAAGAUAGUGGACGAUCCAUUCGAGGGCAACCUGUCCGUGCCAGGCGUGAAUGGGCACACGGGGGCUGCCGGAGGCGGAGGAGGGUGGUACGGCCACGUGGGCCCUGCCAGGUCGGGCCGCUCGCUGAACCAGGGGGGACAGGGUGGCUCUGCGUGCCCGGAGGCCCUCGUCAACUGGGCCUGGGCCACUUCGGGCGGCUUCGGAGGCGGCGGCGGUGCCUGCAGCGCCGGGGGCGGUGGCGGCGGCUACAUUGGAGGGGACUCGGCCUCCGACAACAACAUCAUGGCCGACGGGGAGAGCGGCGUCUCCUUCAUGCACCCCGACGGAGGGCUCUUCACCAUGCCCCUGGCGAUAAUGGAGAGGGACGGCGAGGUGGUGGUGGAGGAGUACCUCAACUGCAGCCACUGCGAGUCCAAGUUGUGCAAGCGCGACUCGGACGAGCACGACAGCAUCGUGUGCCACUGCCAGGAGGGCGUGCUCGCCAGCGACGGCUUCUCCUGUUCCGUCACGACCCGGCCACCGCGAGAAAAUGACCCAUCCCAGCACGCCGGCAUGCCCCUGUCGCUGGCGCUGUCCGUGGUGACACUGGCAACGGCCGCCGUGCUCGUCCUCACCUGCUCGGCCAUCAUGAUCGUGUACCGGCGCAAGCAGGCGCAGCUGCAGGCCGUGCGCAUGGAGUUGCUGAGCCCAGAUUACAAACUGAGCAAGAUCCGCACCUCCACCAUCAUGACCGACUACAACCCCAACUACUGCUUCGCCGGCUCGCCCGCCGCUCUCAGUGACCUCAAGGAGGUUCCCCGAAGGAACAUCAACCUGCUCAGGGCUUUGGGCCACGGUGCAUUUGGCGAAGUGUACGAGGGGCGCGUGACCGGCAUUGAGCCAAGUCCUCUCCAGGUGGCCGUCAAGACACUGCCCGAGAUUUGCUCGGAACAGGACGAGCUGGACUUCCUCAUGGAGGCUCUGAUCAUCAGUAAGUUCAACCACCACAACAUCGUGCGCUGCGUUGGGGUCAGCCUGCAGACCCUGCCGCGCUUCAUUCUGCUCGAGCUCAUGGCCGGCGGAGACAUGAAGACUUAUCUGCGAGAGGAACGGCCCAGGGCGGGCCGCAGCUCCUCGCUUGUCAUGCUGGAUCUGCUCACCAUGGCCAAGGACAUCGCGUGCGGCUCCCAGUACCUGGAGGAUAACCACUUCAUACACAGGGACAUCGCGGCCAGGAACUGCCUGCUCACGAGCAAGGGCUCGGAUCGCAUCGCCAAGAUCGGGGACUUUGGCAUGGCUCGUGACAUCUACCGAGCCAGCUACUACCGCAAGGGUGGUCGUGCCAUGCUGCCAGUUAAGUGGAUGCCCCCGGAGGCCUUUCUGGAGGGCAUCUUCACAUCCAAGACAGAUACAUGGUCGUUUGGGGUGUUGCUGUGGGAGAUCUUCUCCCUGGGCUACAUGCCCUACCCGAGCAAGAGCAACCAGGAGGUGAUGGAGUUCGUCACAAGCGGUGGCCGCAUGGACCCACCAAAGAACUGCCCCGUGCCCGUGUACCGGAUCAUGACUCAGUGCUGGCAACACCGACCAGAGGACAGGCCCAACUUCUCAACCAUCCUGGAGCGAAUCACUUACUGUACACAGGACCCGGAUGUGGUGCAGACCCCACUGCCAACUGAGUACAUGCCACCUCCGGAUGACGAGGGCAACACUGUGAUGCGUCCUCCCAACCCAGACCGGGUGCCCCCACUGCCCAUGAGCGGCCCACUUGAGGCAGCACCCUUUGCUGCCCCUCCACAGCCUGCCCGGCCCAGUCCCACGCACCACCAGGCUGGCCAUGAUCCCAGGAACCCGGGUAACCAGCAGCAGCAGCAGCAACACCAAUCUCACCAGCAUUAUCCACUUCAACAGCAGCAGCAACAGCAGCAGCAGCACCUCAAGAAACUGCAGCAAGCCACGGCCAUCCUCUCGCACCCUGGUCAGCCAGCUCCUGGCCAGGCGAACGGCAACAACCUGUGGAACCCGACCUAUGGAUCUUGGAUGACCCCGGCUGCCAAGGAGGCUGCUUUCAAGGCAGGAACGUUGGAGCUAUCGCAGGGCCACGGUCCGCUGUCGCCUCCCUGCAACUACGCGUCAGUGGCGCCGCGUUCAGUGGCUUUUGUGCCGCCUGAGCGCGAGGACUCGGGCUUCGAGGGGGGCGCCGCCACUCCGACGGUAGCGCAACCACAGCAGCAGCAGCAGGCAGCCGAGCAAGUAGGCGGGCCGCCACAGGGUGGCAAUGCAGCUGGGGUGGCAGCCGAGGAUGGCUACAAGCAGGCGGGAUACGCGCGGCAGGAAAAGCACCUGCCAGGCAUCAGCACGGCUCGCACGGCGCCCUCCACCCGGGACUCGGGCCUCUCCCUGGGCGAGGGCUGCAGCGUGACGACGCUCUAACCAGCCGCGCCGCUGUGCUCUCAACUGAAGCUAUUAUGCCAGUGUACACCACAGUGCAGCUUAAGCGUGUUAAGUUUUAAAUAUUAACGUUACAUUUGAGGUGAGGUUCUAUUUUUAAGUUAAUUGGUACGAGGCGAAUAGAAAGCCCAGGUUAGCGAUGCCUCCCAAAUAGUGGUGAUGUCACACUGGGCAAUUACUCUAGCAGAUGCUACAGAACUUCUUCUGGGGGUAUCUUAAUUAGGCCUCUCUUACCCAACACUAGAUGGCACUUGUUGAUGUUAUAUAUAUAGAAUUGUUCACCACAUGUCUGUCAGAGUUCAUGUGCAUUUACAAACGUCGCCUUUGGAGAUGGACUGUAAAGAUCACCAAUACGCUCGACACAGGGACUUAGAUUAUUAGAUUAAUCUCGGGAUUGAACCCUGGUUAUUAGUGGUGCCCGAUGUGUGCUCUGACAAGGGUAUUAAACCCCUCCAAGCAACCUUUUCACCCCUCUGGUUAUAAAAAAUAAAAUAGCGUAACAGUAAGUCAUAUAUUUUUCAAAGCAGUGUUUAAAAAAAGAAGGCAUCACAUAUAGCAUAUAGUUUUUCAACUUUUCUGGAGAAAAAAAUACUGAUACAAAUUGGUACGGCUAGGCUCUUAUUUUUGCUUAAAUGGAUAAUAUUAUCAUGUUGUGAAAACGUGCAGUGUUCUACUCUUAGGAAUAGGAAUAUAUCCUGACGCACUGAAUAGAGGGAGUUGUGUUGUAUUAUAUUCUACAUAGUUUCCCAAGUAUAGCCUAAUGUACAUUAGAAAACACGUAGCGUCUCCAUUUUAACAUGUGGUCGUUGAUUGAACGUUGUCCUUAGUACUGAACUGUAAACAUAAAAGUUAAGAUAAGCUGCAUGUAUUGUCUGUCAAAUGUACAUAGAUUUUAGACAUGUCAACAAACCUCACUUCAAAGCAUGUUCUUCCCUUUAUUUAGCAAUCAUCAAAAUAGCACCCAAACGAAACCCUUGCGGAGUUUAUUGCAGCAACACAACCCCACUAAAUGUCUACGUACAAAUGUGGGAUGCUGUUCAAUGGGAUAACAUUUCCAGGAUACAAUGUGGGGCUACACGUGACAAAAGUGGUACAGUCCAAAUUGAACACCACCGAUAGGCAAAGUGGGACACUCCAUAUUAAACACCCCCCCCCCCCGUGCCAGUAAUGACGACACAAGGGCUCCUGUGGGAUGUUAAAUCGGGACCGUUUCCCACUUACUACAUUGGAUGGCACACUGUUUAGAGCGCUCAGCUUGCAGUCAGUCAUUUUAUUGAGUCCUCUGCAAGUCUAUAAAAUGAGAACUGCUUUGUCGGAAUUACAACGGUGGCUAUUCCAUCGAGAAGCUGAAAUUCCUACCAAUGGCUCAAGUCUGCCAAUGGAUGUAGGUGCUCUCCCUGUGCUCAUUUCAACUUGGAGACACUUUUGUCAUUUGGGAAUCAAGAUUGGGAAUUCUCCUUGCGUUAAAUCCCACUUGAAAUUUUUAAACCUCCAACAAUGCCGCUGAUUUCCUUCUCCUCACAGCUCUAGUGUUGAAACAGACCAUCCUAACAAUGUAAACACUUGGCAAGGCAUACAAAACACAACGCCACUAAAUUGCAGAAAAUCCAUGUUUUGUUUCCGUGUGUCUACAUAAACAUCUAUACCCUGUCACGAAAAACAUGUCCACCUAUUUACUGCGCCGCUCGCUGUUACAUUUUGUUCGUGACCUGUACAAAAACAAAACACUGCUCAACAUUAAUUUCAUGCCAAGUCUGUUGACGACGAGCCUGCUUUACUAAAAAUGUAAAUGCAAACUUGAACUCUGUUGCUAUGGUCGACUAAUGCGUUGGACUGUGCUGAAGACGAGACUCCAUUGCAUGCUACCUAAUAAAAAAAAAACCUCUUGGCAUUCACCGUUUGCUAUGCACGUGUCUUCCUAGUUAAACCCCCCCGGCACAGGGUUAUAAACGCGAGUAUCAGG